Messenger RNA from Oncorhynchus nerka (sockeye salmon), 1341 nucleotides. RefSeq lists its product as uncharacterized. The record is from RefSeq and is a predicted model, not a curated record. The transcript has 3 exons. Bases 234 to 959 code for a protein of 241 amino acids. Lineage: Eukaryota; Metazoa; Chordata; Actinopteri; Salmoniformes; Salmonidae.
AUCAAAGAUAGUUUAGCAGCGCGCUAAAACCAAAACUCUGAAAACCAAAACUAUGUAUAGCAGGGGGAAAAAAAUCCCAUAAUCAUUGCAACAUCACUGAGGAAAUAAUAUUUGUAAAUAGUUUCUGUAUUUACUGUAUGUCAUCGGUAAUGUGGAGCAGGGUGGUGGAGCAUAUUGCAAAUGGAUUUAGUGCCUUCAAAGAUCCUUCAACGACUUUUAUCUUCUAGGUGCUGAUGGUGUUUUUCUAUGCCUGGGUAACAUCUGAAGGGAAAACCCUUACAGAAUCACCCACCAACCAAGGACCAAGCGGCGUGGUAAACAGAGGCAGCAGCAACAACAGCAACAGCGGCGCAAAGAGGAAUGGACAUGGGAGGAUGUAUUGGACGGCAAGGGUUGCUACACCUGGGAGGAGAUCCUGGCGGGAAAGGAUCGCCUUCCAUGGGAACAGGUGGAGGCAGCUAGGAGAGCAGAGGCAGCCGGAGAGAGGAGCCGGCGAUAUGAGGAGGCAGCACGGCAGUGCGACAGGUGGUCCUGUCUGUCCGGCGCUGCUGCCGGAGUCUCCCGCCUGUCCGGCGCUGCUGCCGGAGUCUCCCGCCUGUCCGGCGCUGCUGCCGGAGUCUCCCGCCUGUCCGGCGCUGCUGCCGGAGUCUCCCGCCUGUCCGGCGCUGCUGCCGGAGUCAGAGGCGCCAGAGCCCCUCAGCCCAGAGGCGCCAGAGCCCCUGCCCCUCUGUCCCGAGCUUCUGCCCCUCUGUCCAGAGCUUCUGCCCCUCUGUCCAGAGCUUCUGCCCCUCUGUCCCGAGCUGCCCCUCUGUCCAGUGGGGUCAUUGAGAGGGGUGGCCAUGGUUAGAAAGCCACGGAGGCGGACAAUAAAGCGGACUAAGACAAUGUUGAAGUGGGGUCCGCGUCCCGCGCCAGAGCCGCCACCGCGGACAGACGCCCACCCAGACCCUCCCCUAUAGGUUAAGGUUUUGCGUCCGGAGUCCGCACCUUUGGGGGGGGUACUGUCACAUUCUGACCUUUAUUUCCUUUGUUUUGUCAUUAUUUAGUAUGGUCAGGGCGUGAGUUGGGUUGGCAGUCUAUGUUUGUUUUUCUAUGUUUUGGGGUAUUUCUAUGUUUCGGCCUAGUAUGGUUCUCAAUCAGAGGCAGGUGUCAUUAGUUGUCUCUGAUUGAGAAUCAUACUUAGGUAGCCUGGGUUUCACUGUGUGUUUGUGGGUGAUUGUUCCUGUCUCUGUGUUUUGCACCAGAUAGGGCUGUUUUUGGUUUUCCACGUUUAUUGUUUUGUAGUGUUCAUGUUUAUCUGUUUUUAUUAAACAUGAAUCAAUAUAACCACGCUGCGUUUUG